GCCGUGUGACAAUCCGGUUCGAGACCGACUGUCUUCAUCAGCUGGUGUUCGCGGAGGAGCGCAUAUGCCAGAGUAGGUAGGCUGGUGCUGAAGAAAUUGGAAAACGAGCUCUUGAUCCCGACUAUUAAGAACAACGCGUUAGUUGUAUGCCAUGCGUACCAAAGGCUUUAAUCUUCCAACUGAGGAAGAAUUAACGGUUGAAGAAAUCAACCUCUCUACUCCAUCUCUUCGAGCUGGAGCAUUUCAUUUGGGCAAAUACUGUGAAACUCCAUCUCAGGAGUAUAUGCUCUGCCGACAUGAAGAAAAAGACAUCAGAAAAUGUGUUGACAUUGGAAAGGACGUGACGGCCUGUGGUCUUGAAUUCUUUAGGAAAGUGAAGAAGGAAUGCCUUGAUGAGUUCACACAGUUUGCUAACUGCAUAGACCAGUCUUCUGUGGACUUCCAGUUCGAAAAGUGUCGAAACACUCAAGCUGCAUUUGACAAGUGCAUGCUUGAGAAGCUGGACAUGCACAAGCCUCAACAUGGGUAUUACUGCAGAGCUAAGGUCCUCAAGACUGACCGCCCCAAGCCGCCAGGUUAUAUUUCACCGGAGUUCCCGGAUGCUCCCAAGCUCAUCCCCAUCCCACCUGCAGAGGAGCUCCCAGAGGCCAAGCACGGCUCGCGAAUCUUUGUCUGGCCUUAGUUCUCUCUUGCGUUUUGUUCAUGUUUUGGGUCUCGUACAUUGUAGAAUAACACUAUUCACGGACAUGUUGUUUAGUAACAUAUCUGCCGACCCAAAAGAUAGCUAAAAAUUGGAAAUCAUCGGCAGUUGUUGUUUAGUAGAUAGAUAAAAAUUGGAAAUCCUAAUGGAAUUGAACAUCAAAAAGAAAAAUUGUUGUCGGUGAUAGAUACAUGUUUCUAACUUAUAUUUUCGAGUAUUUCCACAAUCGUUCAAAUGUUAGCAACUAUGUAUUUUCUGUAUAAACACAUGAUUAUAAUACUGCGAUUUUUUCAUCAAUAAAAUUGAUAGUGUAUCUUAAACCAAAAAUGUCAUCGGCAACUGACAACGUUAGUAGAAACAAUCAGCCAUGCUAGAAUCAACACGCAUAUAUGAAAUUAAAAUACAUACGUUUUAAAACUGUAGUUAAUGGCCUAAAUUGGGAUUUGUAAAUACAUUUAAGAAAUGUU
Molecule: messenger RNA, 1167 nt
Organism: Hyalella azteca
Lineage: Eukaryota; Metazoa; Arthropoda; Malacostraca; Amphipoda; Hyalellidae
Gene: ND-19
Product: NADH dehydrogenase [ubiquinone] 1 alpha subcomplex subunit 8
Exons: 4
Coding region: 152-682 (176 amino acids)
Biological process (GO): mitochondrial electron transport, NADH to ubiquinone
Source: RefSeq, a predicted model, not a curated record